GUCAAGGGAGAGUACAUAGAGCAGCCUUGCCCACCCAGGGGAAUGUGUCCAACAGACAGGCUGCAUUGUGGGAUGAGCGGAAGCGGAGGAAGUGGUUGACCAGUCAGUGAAUGUGGUUGAGAAUUGGCUCUUAAUCGCGACAGAGAGAGAGAGAGAGAAACAGAGAGCCGGAGUGCGAUCGUUCAACAACUCCGCCACAUUAUGCCUUCCCUUCUCAUCUCGGCAUGGAGGCUGGGACGCUGAGAGGAAAAGCCAUCAGAAAGCUCGGCAUCUUUUUCUACUUGCUUACAGCAUUAAGCAGCGCGAUCGGACAGAAAGGUGAUGGUUGUGGACACACAGUUCUUGGCCCAGAGAGUGGAACUUUUGCAUCAAUAAAUUAUCCUCAGACAUACCCUAAUAAUACUGUUUGUGAGUGGGAGAUACGGGUACAGCCCAGCCUGAGGAUUAUAUUUAAAUUUGGCGACUUUGAUAUUGAAGACUCUACCUCUUGUCACCUGAGUUACCUAAGACUGUAUAAUGGCAUUGGUCCGGGCCGAACUGAAUUUGGUAAAUAUUGUGGACUUGGAAUUCAGUGGGACAAGGUUAUUGAGUCAGAAAGCAAUGAAGCCACUGUUCAGUUCAUGAGUGGAAUUCACGUCUCUGGUCGAGGCUUCCUUGUAUCGUACUCUACAUCAAACAUAUCAGAUUUAAUUACUUGUUUGGACAAAGGGAGCCACUUUACAGAGCCUGAGUUCAGCAAGUAUUGUCCUGCAGGAUGCUUGACCUCUUUUGGUGACAUUUCAGGAACCAUCCCUCAUGGCUAUCGUGAUUCGUCCUUGCUGUGUAUGGCUGCUGUUCAUGCUGGUGUCGUGUCAAACUUCCUGGGUGGCCGGAUCAAUGUUGUCAUGAGUAAAGGCAUUCCGUACUAUGAAAGCACUCUUGCAAAUAAUGUCUCCUCAAAACUUGGACCAUUAUCAGCUAGUCUGUUCACGUUCAAGACCAAUGGUUGCUAUGGAACCCUGGGAAUGGAGUCUGGUGUCAUUGGCGAUAGCCAAAUUAAUGCAUCCUCUGUACUACAAUGGCAUGACCCUUCGGGACAGUUUCACGUCUGGGGACCAGAAAAGGCUCGCCUGAAAAAACCUGGUUCACCCUGGGCUGCAUUUCACACUGAUGAACCACAGUGGCUACAAAUAGACUUGAAGAAAGAGAAAAAAAUAACCGGUAUAAUUACUACAGGUUCCACCCUGGGUGAAUAUUCUUUUUAUGUCUCUGCUUACAGAAUCCUGUCCCGUCACGAGGGGCAGGAUUGGAAGGUAUAUAAAGAAGCCAACAGUGACCUGGACAUGAUAUUCCGAGGAAACUCUAACAACUACCAAGAAGUUCGGAACAACUUUAUCCCACCCAUUGUUGCCCGUUACAUCCAGAUUAAUCCAGUAGAGUGGCACCAGAAGGCAGCACUGAAAGUAGAGUUAUUAGGUUGCCAGCUAUACCAACCUUCAUUGGCUCGAGCUCCAUCUCAGUCUCUGCCUCCACUGCGCAGCACAGGAAAUCCUCCAAAGUUUACCGAAACUACAUUUACACCAGUACUCAAGAACAAUUCAGUGACUCCUAAGGUAACCAAAGAUGUGGCGUUGGCAGCCGUCCUGGUGCCUGUGUUAGUCAUGGUGCUUACUAGCCUUAUAGUGGUCCUUGUAUGUGGCUGGCAUUGGAGAAACAGAAAGAAGCCUGUAACAGGGCCAUACAGACUGCCCUACUGGGAUCGAGUAGGCUGGUGGAAGGGAAUGAAGCAGUUUCUACCUGCGAAAAAUGCUGAGCCUGAUGACACCUCUGUGCGCUACAGCAGCAGUGAGAUGAGCCGCCUGAGAGCCCGGAAUGCGAGCACAAUGAUCCAGACAGAACCUGCAGAAUAUGCCCAGCCGCUUGUGGCAGGAGUAGCCGGAACCUUACGACAGGGAUCCACUUUUAAACCCGAAGAAGAUCCGGAAGCAGGCUACAGUGAGCCGGAUGGGGACGGUCACUAUGAUGCUCCUGUGUCAGAGAUUUAUCAUGCGUACGCAGAACCCUUGCCAGUUUCAAGCCCCGAGUAUGCCACUCCGAUCAUAAUGGAAAUUUCUGGUCAUCCAACAGGAACCUUGGCAUCAGCAGCAGCCUCCACCUUUAAAUCAGUGGGGAGCACAGGGCCUUCAGUGGGGAGCACAGGGCCUUCAGUGGGGAGCACAGGGCCUUCAGUGGUGGGCAGUCUAAGCACAUUAUCGCCCAUAACUGAGGGUGCUUCUUCGGGUCAGGCUGGCUACGAUACACCAAAAGGAGUGGUAGUCCCAAUGCCUGCAGAGGAACUUGGAUACCAAGUACCAAUUAGUAUACCACAGAUAUCAGCAACAUCAGAUGCUAAGUGAACUUCUGAAAGGAGACCACGUACAGAGGACAUUUUUGGUGGGGAGAACAGAAUGCAUUGCUGCAGCAAAAUAACUAAUUGUCCAAAGCAAAUGGAUAGGCAAGCUGGGGCCAUGAUGACUGUUAAGAAAGUGUUGCCUGUUACCUGGAAUGGAUUGAAGAUGGAUUCUUCUUGAAUGUUGCCAUUCAACUGCAUGUGCCUGGAAUGUAGAGGUUGAUUCAUACUGGUUUAAUGUUUAAUGUCACCUGGUACCAAAGGGUUAGAUAAUGCUCCACAUUAUGACAACAUGUUAAUUCUGGUCAGUUCAUUGGCUUUAGCUCAGCUCAUUUCCUGCCAGAACCUGUUCUACAAUUUGCAGAAGAGACACACCUCUCUCAUUUGCUUACAAUCGGGCGGGUGUUCAGCUGGAGAGGCAGGAGCCAGCACUCUGGGUGGGGGGGGGAGGGCGGGGUGGGGAGGGGGUUGGUUAACAGAGUUUAACACUGCUGUUUUUCUUAACAGAGCUGAGAGCCUGUUUAGGUGGCUUUUGAUGCAAGCCCUGAAAUUCCUCAGGGAUUCUGUCAACCUCCUGCCCUGACCCAUAGAGUAACAGUGCACACAGCUGGCAACAGCAAUUUACUGAAAACAAAGGACGCUAGCGAUCAUAGUGGGUCACGCAGCAUCCAUGGAGAAAGAGCAAGCUAACACUCGGAGUCGAGAUCUCCCUUCUUCAGAGCCACCUAGACUCAAAAUAUUAGCAUGACCCUCUGUGAUCUCCAGCAUAUUUUGUUUUCAGUACAGAUUCCAGCCCCCGCAGUAAUUUUGCUCCUACGCUGUGUUUAUUUAACGGCAAUUUAUGAUAUCUCUUCCAGAUAGUCAGCGACUGUCAGUUUUCUCUAAAAAUGCUGCAGCAAAUUAAAAUGAAUCUUCAAAUCACACAUUUGAUGGUAUAAUAGUGUUUUCUUUAAUCUGUAGGUUGGGGUUUAACUUUCCAAUGGAACACAGAGCAGCCAUAAUAGUUGUCUAACUGCUUCCUCAGACACUUGCUCAGUUAAUGCAGAAUUUUCCUUCAAAGGGCUUUAAUGCAGGAUGCGCACUAUAGCUGUCUAGAUAUCCGCUGAUUUAUUUUCCAAUGCCUUCAUCCUCCUGAAUGAGCUGGGAAUGAUAAGGGAACAGCUUUAUGUGUUUCUUAUACACAAUUAUGUCUCUGCCGUUGGAAGCUUGAUUUUAAUGCUAUUUUGGCUGUCAUUACCAUAAUUUGAGAGAGUGGUGAUUCUGCCACUAAUGUAGGUAGGUUCUGUUCGAAACGUUUUGCUCAGAUCAAUGGAAACCCUUGUCCAAGUGAUCCAGCUUACAUAGUUAUUAAGUUUUAUACAAGACAAAAAACAAAACUUGCAGCAUAAGGCGGCACGGUGGCACAGUGGUUAGCACUGCUGCCUCGCAGCAUCAGAGACCC
This is a messenger RNA of Chiloscyllium plagiosum (whitespotted bambooshark), 3809 nucleotides long. RefSeq names its product discoidin, CUB and LCCL domain containing 2 (gene dcbld2). Gene Ontology annotation, biological process: wound healing. The record is from RefSeq and is a predicted model, not a curated record. Gene Ontology annotation, cellular component: plasma membrane. Gene Ontology annotation, molecular function: signaling receptor activity. NCBI's taxonomy places the organism in Eukaryota, Metazoa, Chordata, Chondrichthyes, Orectolobiformes, Hemiscylliidae.